Molecule: messenger RNA, 1912 nt
Organism: Panonychus citri (citrus red mite)
Lineage: Eukaryota; Metazoa; Arthropoda; Arachnida; Trombidiformes; Tetranychidae
Product: eukaryotic translation initiation factor 3 subunit G-like
Exons: 1
Coding region: 1014-1892 (292 amino acids)
Molecular function (GO): RNA binding
Source: RefSeq, a predicted model, not a curated record
UGCCGAUUAAAAGUUUCCUUCGGAUUUUAUGUUUCUUAUUGUUUGAUGAUUCGGAAGUUAAAUCACCGAUACUUGUUUCAGAAUAGAUAUCAGUGUCAACUGAUUUAAUUGAAGUUGAAGAUGAAAAUAAUGAUGAUGAUACUGUUGGUGAUUCAGUUGUUGUUGUGGUGGUUGAUGUUGAUCAUAAUAGAUUGCUAAAUAGUGAUUGGUAUCGGUCAUCAUUUUAUUGUAAAUCAUGAAUCUCUUUGAUUGAACCAUCUCUUGAAUUUUGUCAACUAUGACGACUGUGUAGAGAAUCUCGGCUUCCUUGAUGAGAAUGACCUGAAGUUUCCCCGCCAAUUGAUUCCAUUUUAACUCGACGUUUUUCCUCUGCUUCUUUCUCUUUGAUUCUUUUAUGAAGAUUAGCUGAUAUAAUCUUGAAUUGCUGAUCGUUCAUUAGACAUGAAGCUCAUGAGUUGAACAUCUUCUGGAAUUUGAGUUAAUCGUGAGUUUCCUGAAAAGUAACCAGCUGAUUGUUUGGUUGGUGUUGUUUGUCCCAUUGAUGGAUAAGAAUAGCUAAACGACAGGGAAAUAGAAUCAUACCUCGAUCAAUUAUUCUCUAAAUUGUAUCACUCGUAAUUAAAAUUCAACAAGUGAAAAUCUCGUAACAAUACAAUAGAUUUUUUGUAUUUGCCGCUCCAACUUUAAAAAAAGCAAAACUUUAACUGAACAAUCCUUUGGAUCAUAACGGUUAAUUGGAAAUUAAUUUUUUGUUUGUCUCAAUUAUCUUGACCGAUUGUUUCUAAUUGUUGAUUCGCUUUAAUUGUUUUUCUUUGUUCCGAAAUGCCCAGGAAAAGUAAAGUCUCUGGGGUAUAUCAAGGUGGUAAAAUGUUGGUUAUGGUUCUCUCGAUAAGAAAACUUUACCACUUCCCUCAUUGAAGAUUGAAGGAGAUAUCAAGAUUGUUACUUCUUAUAAAUACGAAGAUGGUAAAAAGUACAAGGUAAUCAGUCAUUACAAGAUUGAACGAAUCGAAAUGUCAAAAGCAGCUUCGACCAGAAGACAAUGGAAAAAGUAUGGAAAUUCGAUCGAUGAUCCACCAGGUCCCAACUCCUUUAAUACUAUUUGUUGUGAGGAUGUUUACAUGCAGUUUGUUUCCUGCGAAGACGAUGAGAAUAUGGAUAAAGAUGAUCCUCUACAAAAUCUUAGUAAUAAGUGCCUAGUUAAAUGUCAAUACUGUGAGAUGGACCAUUGGACACUUAAAUGUCCUCAUAAGGACAAGUUCGAGCUCAAGCGAAUACAUCAGGACAAGUCGACAGCUAAAAAGGCAAAUCAUAAGAAUAAAUGUAGAAAAAAAUGUCUCUGUAAAGAUGAUAAUCAAUAUUUUCCUCUCAAUGUUCGGCAGGGUGUAAACAAUCGAGGUGAUCUCUUGGUCUCUAAAGACGAAGCCAAGACAAUUCGUGUUACCAAUUUACCAGAAGAGAUUAGAAAGUGUAAUAUCAAAGAUCUUUUCCAUCAAUUCGGUAAAAUUGUCCGUAUCUCUUUGCCAAAAGAUAGAUACACUGGACAAUCUAAAGGAUUUGCUUUCGUACGUUUCGAUCGCAGCGAAGAUGCAACCAAAGCAAUUAAACAAGUUAAUGGAUUUGGUUAUGCUAAUCUUAUUCUAAAUGUUGAAUGGGCUUCCGAUGCUAAUCGAAAAUCUAAAGUCAAUGAAUUAAUUCAAUUGAAAAAUUAUUCUCAAUUCUAUGGUCAACGAUAUACUCGAAGCAGCGUUGAAGUUUUACUUCGAUCACAAGACCUUCUAAAGAAAAUGGCUCAAAAAAUGAGAACGAGAGACAAGAAAAGAUUGAAAGAUCCUUCACUUAAGAGCUUCGAAGGCUCGAAAAAACAUUUCUCGAACUUAUAUUUUUUUUGAAAAUCGUCGCGUGGACCUUU